UGAGGGCUUCAUCCCUCUCUUCAGGCAGGUCUCAGGGGAGGGUUUCAGCAGAAUAGUCCUGUUUUCCAGGUGUGUUCUUUCAGACUCCUGGUUUCUUCUGAUUGGUCCCAGUCAGGGCAGCAGGUCACUGGUCAUCGCAGCUGGCCCUGGCGCUACUCACCUGGUUUUGCUGCUUUUCUGAGCCUGGAGCCUAGAUGUCAUCUCUAGGGAGGUGACCUGUAACUGGCUGUAAAUUGCUGAGUUAGCUGUCGCAGUUUCUCCAUUCCCCUUGUCAAGGAAUUUUCCUAGCUUAGCUGACUCUCCCCUUGCUCAAGUCUUUUAAAGUCCUUCAAGUCCUCAUUGGUCUGGCAGGCCAGGGAACUUCGAGGGAGGGGCUGUGGUGGGAAAGGAAGCCCAGAAAAGGCAAGCGAGAAAUAAAGGGGAAGGUGCAGUUUUCGAAGGGGCAGCUCUCUCCACCCUUCCUGCUCAGCCUGGCCGGGCCUCUCCUCCCACUCGACCGGCUGACCCUGUAGUGGCCCCCAUGUCCGACCACAGAUUCAGCCCCGUGCCCGGGGAGGAACCCGGCUGCCACCUCUCCAAGAAAGCCAAGGUCUGUCUGGGCAUCCUCCUGUGUGUCCUGGUGGCGGGGACGAUCGUCGCGGUGGUGGUCGGAGUCCUGAAGUGGCCCCGGACGCCCCCGCACCGGGAGUGGAAUGGGACGGGCACCACUCCCCAUUUUUCGGAGAUCGUCCUGGGCCGAUGCUACACCUACACUCAGGUCCUGCGGCCAGAGCUGAGACUAUACUCGACAAAGCAACCUGAGAAAUCCUUUGAAACACAUAAAGACUGCGGACAGAUAGGGAAGGCAUUCAUGAAUGCAUUCCUUUCCAAGGAUCCUUGUAACAGUUCAGAGCAAGACUACCAGCUGCUGCUGAAGCUGACCAAUCAAACCACACCCUGCCACACGAAUGUCUUUUGGAGCAAAUCAAAUCAGCUAGCUCACCAGUACACCAGGGUGCGGCAGGAUAUGUUCACGCUGGAGGACACACUGAUGGGCUACAUUGCUGACGGCCUCGACUGGUGUGGAGAUGCAGGCUCCUCUGAAAUGAACUAUCAGUCCUGCCCGCACCGGAGGAAAGACUGCAUAAACAACCCCACGUCUGUGUUCUGGGACACGGUGUCCAAAAGGUUUGCAGAAAAUGCCUGUGGUGUGGUGCAGGUGGUGCUCAAUGGGUCCAUCAGUAACACCUUUGAUGAAAACAGCACUUUUGGACGUGUGGAAAUCCAUAAUUUGCAUCCAGGGAAAGUUUCUAGACUACAAGCCUGGGUGAUGCAUGACAUUGGAGGAGUUCACAGUCACUCAUGCUCGAGUCCUAUCAUAAAUGAUUUGAAAUUUAUUUUAAGCAAGAGGAAUAUUUCAUUUACCUGCCAGGAUGACUACAGGCCUAUCAAGUUUCUUCAGUGUGUGAAAAAUCCUGACCAUUCGUCUUGCAGUUCUAUAAUAUGAACCAUCGGCAUGGUGCUUUACAAUCUUUGAGCCCUUGUGGUGUACAUGUCUGUGUGUGACUCAGGAGACACUCUGAUGGAAAGCUGAGGAUUUGGAGGAUCUUCUGUCAUCAUGUCAUACCAGAGAUGGAAGCCUUUCCCCCCAAAGUCUUAAAACAGCUUGUUAUUGGCAUAGUUUUUAUUUUGAUUUCUUAACAUUCAAGAAAAGAUUAAUUAUUAUAUAAAAUUAGAAUGAAAUUUUUAUGUUAUUUUAAUUUUCAUAUGAUGCUUUUAUGUUGUUUAUAUGUUGGACAGAAUAUGACUCUGUCUGGAAAUAACAUUUCCCAAAGACUAUCAGGAGCUUCCAGGUUCUCCAGGAGGGCAAUAACAGUUUGGAAGCCUCUUAGUCAAGAAGAACACUCAAAAUUACCCCACAGGCUGGUCAGGCAGAGAAGUCGUUCUUUUCCUGAGGACACUCGGCUGUCACUUUGCCACUGAGAUGUGGCCACUGCUACUUCUGGGAAUAGCAGUAACCAGAGUAGAUGGUUCAUGGUGAUGGGACAUGAAGUAUGGCCCCUGCCUCAGACUCACCAGCCUCAGGUUCAUGGCUGCACAGAUGCACCUGCCACACAGGACCUGGAACAUGGAAAGUGCUUAGAACAGAGUUCAGAGCUCAGUUUUUCUACCUGUGAAAUGGGGGUGAUGACAGUGCUGACCUCUGGAUUGUCUUGAGCAUUUGAGCAAGAUGCUAGAAGUAUAAAUCUUAGAAUUGCAUUUGAUAUUAGAAAGAGCUCUGUUAAACUUAGUGUUUUAAUUAAAAAAAAAUGUUGAAACCUGUUUUUAUUCCUGAGGAAAUUCCUUGACUAGCCUACUUGUUUAGAAGCUGAGGCCCUGGGAGUAAUGGAGAUGGGAAGGUUUUGCCCUCUUGACAAUCAGCAGGGUCAGACACACUCUCACACAAGGCUUGAAUAGUCUUGGGUGGUUAGAACUUGCCCACCUGAUGGGACUGAAUAAGGUAUCCUCCUGAAAUCUUUAAGAGCUGGCUCCCAUCUCAAGAUUAGCAUUGACAAUGGUAUUAAGAGGUGAUGCCCCUCACCCCACCCCUUGCCACCAAAUCUAAGGAUUUAAUGUUUGUAAUUGUCAUUCUGUAGCCACUAUGAGUUCAACAACUUCCCCUGGCAUUGCCGAUCCAAGCCCUGCUUGAUGACCAGGGCCCACCACUCUGGUGACAGUAAAGGUGUGCAUAUCCCUUAGUAGAAUGAAAUCAGAAGACACAAUGUGUUGGAAGUACCACUUCACUCCAGUGUAAUCAGUGCACUGAAAGAACAUUGAGGAACAGUGAGACUGAGAAGGAAUGGGGUAGCUAACCCAAGUCUUCGUUACAAGAACAAAUCUCCCUUUGUGAAUACUACUUAAUAAUCAGUUCAGUUUCCACGGAGUUGCCUUCCAGAGAAUUUCCCUGAAGUGGCAGAAUAAUCAGAUCCAAGGUGACUGCUGGAGGAAGAGAGGCCCCUUUGGAGCCACUAAGUCUCAGAUCACUCUUGGUUGCUCAGCAUUAAUGACUUUGGCCCAUAGAACUCAGAGCUUCUCCAAGCACAGAUUGCUUGGACCAGUGAGGCAGGAGGAAGUGGCCAUGGGUGUCCUUCCUGCUUUCAGCUUCUAGAACAUGAGAGGAGUCAUUGGGUCAGUGCUGUCAGACUGGAUUGCUUUAAAAAUGUGUUGUUUUUUAAGUGUCAUCCAUGACAAUUAACAUGUCAAAUACUCUCUUGUUAAUGAACAAAAUAGACAUUUCUGUAAUAAUUUAUUACAGAAUCAUGAAAGAAUUAUAGAACGUUAUUGCUACAGAGCAGUAACUCAACCUCUUCUCUUGGCAAGUGAAGAAGCGGAAUCUCUCUCCUGGGAGCUCUAGAGGGUGGGUGCUGAGUGGUUGGCAGUAGCUUAAGAGCCAAGAUUUUCCUCACUCGAUGUCGCUCUUUCACAUCACGAAGCUUAAGCCCUCACAAACAGGAGUGGUGGAGAUGACCGGUUCUUGCUUAGUAUUUAUUAUUUUCUUGUUCUUCUUGUUAAAUAAACAGUAAUCAUCAAGUCCCCAUUAUAAACUAGAAACCUGGUUUCCAGCCCACAGAAUACAUUCUCAGCUCUAUAGUCGGGUCUGGCCAAUGGGAUGUGAGUUCGCCUGGUUAUUUUUAAAGACAGAGAUACUACCCUGAUUUUCCCCUUUCCCUUCCCUUUGCUGAACAAUAAUGCAACUCCAGUAGCAGCCUGAGACCUCAAGAUGAAGCCAGAGCUUGUGGAUGGCAAAUCUGACUGGUCAUAGAGACUUCUUUGUCCCUUCCCCAUCCUGAGUCACGGUCACCCAGAAUCUCAGUUCCAUGCUGGGUAGACUUGACCUGUUUUCUUCAUUGUUUUAUCCUUCACCCCAGGCAUGUGUUUCCAUGACACCCUGUUUCAUUCUUGCCUCUGCAUCUCAGCUCCCUCCUCUGGACUUGGCUUUGCUGGCUGCUUCAGCCUCACUAUGACUUACCGAUUGUUCAUUCAAUCACCAAUAUUAGUUGGUCCUUUUCCUGGAUAGAGUCUGAUCUUUGAAUUGAAGAGAAAGGUCAAUGUGUAGUUUUAACAACAUGUGAUGGAAAUACAUUUUAUCUGAAUAAAUUGUGUAUGGAAAGAAAAAGGGUUGGUAGAAUUAGAUGGAAAUUGCAUAGAUUAUUAUAAAGUGUUUGAAAUGUAAGUUAACAUGAUGUUUCCUUUUAAUUUAACUCAAGUAAGACAUUAAGUUCAUGAGAUGUCACAACAUUGUGUACACACCUGUAUGUUUUGAAUCAGAAACGUGAACUUGAAUAUGAAAAUUCAGAACCAGAUAAAGUGUGUUUAUCUAUAUCUUUUGUAUUCAGCAGCUUUGGAACUUGGGUGCUUUAAGAGUCUUUGAGGACAUAAAAUUUAAGGAUACAAGAGUCUUCUGAUGCUUAGUCAAGGGAAAUUUUCCCAUCCAGAAGUUAUGUGAGCUUCAGAAUUCUCACCUGUAAAGAGAAGACAGUACCUACCCACAUACCUGCCAACCUGACAGCUAUAACACUUCCAUGCCAGAACACAGUGUAGGCACUAAAAACAAAGUCGUAUGGGUCAAUGCAAGCUUCCAAAGGUCAUGUUCACCUGGAUUUGAAGUUCUAAAAGUUGAAGACUUACUUAUGGAAGGAGAUUGUAUAACACCCUGCUUGAAGGGAAGAAAGAGAGAAGUGCCGAGUCAUGCUUUGUAGAGGUCAUGGUGGAUGUAGGCCCAGAUGUCCAGGCAGAAAGAGGAAGCUGUGUGGAAGUGGGGGUAGAAAAUGGUGUGUACUCUAGAAUUAGGUUCAAAUCGCAGCUCUGGCAUAUGCUGAAGUUUCCAGGGACUAUAGGCAAGUCAUUUCCUGUCUAGUGCUCAGAGAACACACGUGUAAAAUGGGGUUGGUAAUGACAGCUACAUCCUAGAGAUGUUGGGGUACUAAAUGGCCUGGUGUACUUACUGUGUUCAGUGCAGGGACUAGUGUGGGGUGAGAAGGCAUUAGUCCUUAUUAUUAGGGAAGGUUAGAAAAACAUUACCUAGGAUAUAAAGUGUCACGGUGGUCUCUAGCUUGUUUUUCAUGUUAUCCAAGGUUCUUAGUCACAUGGAGCAUAUUCCUAAGUGGCAAAAAAGAUAGGAUUCAUGGCAAAACAUUCUACCUGAGUCCUACAGUGAGCAAGUCACAUCACCUUUCUGAGCCUCAGUUUUCUCUUGCAUAAAAUGGGAAUGACAUUUUACUUACCUCACUGAGAUGAUGUGAGAUCCAAUGAGAAAAUGCAGGGGGAAAAUGUUAGGAAAAGCAUGGGACAAAGGUGAAUUAUUGAUGUGGUGGUGAUGAUGAUGACAAUGACAUGAGUUUUUUCAAUUAUCAUCUUGUAAUUUGAGGCAAAAAUAGAAUUUCAUAAACCUGGCUCUACUUAAAAUGCCCUUAUAAAGACUGAGUAUGUAAAGGAAACCUAUAGCAAAUAUUCAAGGUCAGUAAAAUACCAGAACACUACCUAGCAAAGACUAGCCAGUAUGUAAACAAAUAUAAGAACUGCCAGCAGAGGGAGGCAGGUACUGACACACGUACAGUAGCCCAUUCUUCUCAUCCCCAGAGUGGAUUUGACAGUACAGACAGUGUAGCAUCUCUAGGCUGUUGUUUAGCAAAGGGAAGGAAAAUUGUGGCAGUGUCUCUGUCUUUAAGAAUAACAGGAAAUUGCAUGAAUCAUGCACACUCAUAUCCCAUUGGCCAUACCCCACUGUAGAGCUGAGAAUGUAUUCUGUGGACGGGAAACCAGGUUUCUAGUUUAAAAUGGGAGUUGAUGAAUUCUGUUUAUUUAACAAGAAGAACAAGAAAAUAAUAAAUACUAAGCAAGAGUCAGUCAUCUCCACUACUCCUCUUCUGUGAAGCCCUCCUUGACCACCCCAUAUAUGUUGUACCCCUCCAUUCUUCUUACAGCCUUCUGCCCCUUCUCUGCAUUAAUUUUCUCCUAUUAAUUAGUUUAAAACUUUCAUGGUACUUCCUGUGUGCUAGAUACGAUCCUGAGUAUUUUAAAAAUAUAUUGCUUACUUCUCGAAAAAAUCCAUAUGAGGUAGGCAUUAUUUUUAUUUGCAUUUCAUAGAUGAGGGACAGAAAAGUGUGUUGCUUGACCAAUGUUCCAGAGUGAAUGUUGAUGGAGUCUGGCUGUACAAACACCACUCCUCAGUCUACUCAGCUACCUCUCGUUGCACUUAGCGCAGUGGAACACAGAAUUUCAGUAUCCACUUAUUUAUUUUCUGUCUCCCUUACUGGAAUGCAAGCUGUAAGAGGGCAGGAACUUUGUUAGUUCCUGGUCCCCACCUCCAAGACACAGUUUAUAAUAAUGGUCUCCUUCUUCUUCGUCUCUAAGAUUUUAGAACAGUGGUUCUCAACCUUCCUAAUGUCGCGACCCUUUAAUACAUGUAGCUCCUCAUGUUGUGGUGACCCCCAACCAUAAAAUUAUUUU
Myotis myotis is the source of this 6468-nucleotide messenger RNA. RefSeq names its product CD38 molecule (gene CD38). The transcript is spliced from 9 exons. NCBI's taxonomy places the organism in Eukaryota, Metazoa, Chordata, Mammalia, Chiroptera, Vespertilionidae. Gene Ontology annotation, molecular function: NAD+ nucleosidase activity; phosphorus-oxygen lyase activity. Gene Ontology annotation, cellular component: plasma membrane. The record is from RefSeq and is a predicted model, not a curated record. The coding region runs from base 521 to 1486 and encodes 321 amino acids. Gene Ontology annotation, biological process: positive regulation of B cell proliferation.